GAUCCCUAGUCUCCUUUCCGGCGUUCCCGAACCCCUCUUCCCCUCCUCCACUCCACCGGAAAUGGCCUUGCCGGCGAUCACCAACGACCUCCUGGCGGAGAUAUUCCUCCGCCUGCCCACCCCGGGCGACCUCGUCCGCGCCUCCGCCGUCUGCGUCUCCUUCCGCCGGCUCGUCACCGUCCGCUCCUUCCUCCGGCGCUUCCUCUCCCUCCACGCCCCGCCCUUCCUCGGCUUCCUCGACGGCGACGGCGACGUCUUCCACCUGGCCCUCCCGCCGCACCCCUCCGCGCCCGCCGCCCGCGCGGUGUCCCUCUCUGCCGACUUCUCCUUCUCCUUCCUCCCGACCCACGACCGCUGGAUCGUCCUGGACGUCCGCGACGGCCGCUUCCUCCUCGACCGCGCCCCGGAGGAGUACGGCCGCGAGGAGUCCCUAGACUUCACGGAGCUCGCCGUCUGCGACCCUUUGCAGCGCCGGUGCCUCCUGCUUCCCCCGGUCCCUGACGACCUCGCCGCUUCGGUGGAACACCCGCUCCAUGUGGAAUUCGGCUGCUGGUGCGAGCCCUUCCUCGUUCCGUCCGGCGAGGACGACGAGGAGGAGGAAGGGGAAUUGGAAGAGACGUCCUUCAGAGUGAUACGGAUGGCACACUGCAAAACUAAGCUGGUCGCCUUCAUCUUCUCUUCAAGCACAGGGCAGUGGCGUACAUUUGCGUCGCAUUGUUGGAGCGAUUUGUUAGGGGAGACGGGCGUGUCGACCGAUGUGAUCUUCGGGCGGCAAUAUGCCUGCAGCUGCUUCUACUGGGUAGUGGGUUCCACGGAAAAGUUGCUUGUGCUUGACACUAGGAAGAUGGAGUUCUCCAUUGCUGACGUCCCACCUGGUUGCCAUAGGCGACACAUCGCCAUUGUGGAUGCAGGGGAAGGCAGGCCAGGGAUGUUUUCGCUCCGCGAAAAUGUUGCAGAUGACACAGUUUGCCUUCAUUAUAUCGUUAGGCGAAACCAAGAUGAGAGUUCCAGCCAGUGGCAGAUGGAGAAGACAGUCCCGUUGGAUUCUGCGUACCGGUACUACAUCAGAGGCGCUACAGAGAGGUACUUGCUCCUGCUAAGGUGUCCCCGGCACCUGAAUGUAAGGUCGCUGCUGGAUGUGCGGCAUUUCGAGUGGUUCUCACUGGAUGUCAAGACAUUGCAGCUUGACAAGGUGUGUGUGUUGAAUCACGGCAUCCUACAUACGCACAUCUAUACCAACUUCCCACCAUCGCUGUUGCCACCGACAAUAUGAAGGGCGAUGAACAUACAAAGGCCAGUGGUUGCACCGUUGCAGUGGCGGCUCCUCUAACUUCGCUCAAGGAAAGUUGGACGUCGAUCAUCUCUCUCAUCUGCCGUCCUCCAACUAUUUGACGCCCUUCCUCAACUUUACUUGCUUAACCAACUUGACCAAAGAAAAGUCUGAAAGUUUAUAUAGGGUACAAACUACAUUUGAAAAAGAUUGCUGUAAUGAAAAAUUCAUAGCAUAUUAUUAAACAUACGUUCUGCAUUGCCGUAUUUGUGGCUGGUCU
Messenger RNA from Brachypodium distachyon (stiff brome), 1550 nucleotides. RefSeq lists its product as uncharacterized. NCBI's taxonomy places the organism in Eukaryota, Viridiplantae, Streptophyta, Magnoliopsida, Poales, Poaceae. Bases 62 to 1273 code for a protein of 403 amino acids. The record is from RefSeq and is a predicted model, not a curated record. Gene Ontology annotation, molecular function: protein binding. The transcript is spliced from 2 exons.